Molecule: messenger RNA, 913 nt
Organism: Desarmillaria tabescens
Lineage: Eukaryota; Fungi; Basidiomycota; Agaricomycetes; Agaricales; Physalacriaceae
Exons: 3
Coding region: 423-788 (121 amino acids)
Source: RefSeq, a predicted model, not a curated record
AACACUGAAGGGCGUAGGUGGGUGGGUCAAUAAAAAAGCGAGACGAGGGAGCGGAGUAAUGGCGAACGAGGCGAGGAUGAUCUAGGCGACGCGUCAAACGACUCGGAGGAUGCGAGCCAAUACCUUGGGGAUUGGGACACAAUGUUUGUACAUGUAUAAAUGAGUGGCCUAAGGCCUCUGUGUCUGCUACCUUAACUUACUAUCCUCCGAUAAGCCCUACGCUCGUACCUCGCUCCAGGCUUAUCUCGGAGUAUUGCCUCUGCGAUUCCGCCGGUAGGUCAUUUCAUUCGUUCUUUUUCAGUCACAAUUUCGAGGUUACCGGCUAUGCGCAGAAGGCCUACCCCAAAGACCUGGCAAUUCCUCUCCUUCGAGGAUACAAUACGGCAUAUAACGACCAUUUUUACACCACCAACGUCACGGAAAUGCAGCAGGCUACCACUAACUUCGGUUAUAAAGCCGAGGGUGUGGCAGGUCUUGUUUUUGCUUCCCAAGCUCCUGGAACCAUACCGUUCUAUCGCAUACAUCAAUACACCACUUUUUUUGAACAUUUUUACACCACGGAUGUAAAUGAACGCAACAACGCGAUUCACAACCUUGGGUAUCAGGAUGAGGGUAUCGCUGGGUACAUCUAUCCCUCGGCGUUGUGCUGCAGCGUCCCGUUUUACCGCUUGUACAACGGAGUGGUGCACGACCAUUUCUACACCACGAGUCAGAAUGAGAGAAACAUCGCAGUCCAGAAGGAUGGAUAUGUGUACGAGGGUAUUGCGGGAUACAUCCUUCCCGUUUAAUCAUGGCGAGAUCAGUUCCAUGAUGAGUACUUGAGUUUCAGGAUCGAAUAUUUCGCUUGAUCUCAUUUUUCCGUAACUUUGUGACUAAUUUUAAGCUUUGAGAUAAUGAUACGGCAAUACCGUAG